This is a messenger RNA of Panicum virgatum (switchgrass), 3968 nucleotides long. Its product is annotated as disease resistance protein Pik-2-like. The record is from RefSeq and is a predicted model, not a curated record. Gene Ontology annotation, biological process: defense response to other organism. Bases 600 to 3776 code for a protein of 1058 amino acids. Lineage: Eukaryota; Viridiplantae; Streptophyta; Magnoliopsida; Poales; Poaceae. Gene Ontology annotation, molecular function: ADP binding. The transcript has 2 exons.
AUAAUAAACGCACGUUUGCGAUUCAAAAAAUUUCCCAAAAUAAAGAAGCAAAUAGCACAAGAUUCGAUGUAUAGCAGUAGCAGCAUGCGGCAGAGAAAUAAACAAACAAAACUGACGGAAGACUUCAGAUGCUCUCGUCCACUCAUUUGCUUCGGUGAAGCUUCAUGAAGCUGGCAGACGCCCCCUACAGCUCUGCUAUAGUUGGACAAUGCGAGAUGUUUCGAGGGGCAGUUUCGUCAUUUGUUUUUCCUCUUGGUUACCGUGCCAAUUCCUAGAAUGUUAAUUUAUUUUGGGAUGGAGGGAGUAUGUGGGUUGGUACUACCCUAACAACUUGAUUUCAAUACAUUCAUUACUCAAUAAAGAGAGAAGUGGUCCUGCAAAGGUUUUGAAACUUUAUGAAUCGAAUGGAGGGACGUUGCGUACUUGUCUGUGAAUAUGUAUUGUGUUCAGGACUAUCCUGCAAAACAUUAUGUGUGCAGGAAAUCAUUUCCUUGAGUCACAACUGGCACAGAGAGGCUCACCAUAGUCCAUUGUUCCAUUGGCAUCUCAUGCUGUUGCUAAUUAGUGCAUCGUUGUGUUGAGUGGGAGAGAGGGAGACCAUGGGGGAUCCCCUGCCCAUGGUGAGCUCUUCCAUGGGAGCGAUGAACUCCCUCCUUGACAAGCUGACAGCACUGGAGGCUCAGCAUCCCCACCUAGCUGAUGAAGGCCUGCAAGAGAGUCUAAGGAGCCUAAGCAAUAUCUUGUGUAGCUUUGCCAAGCGGAGAAUGAGCGACUCCCUCAUGAACGAGUGGAUGCUGCAAGUCCGGGAGGUGGUCUACGACAUGGAGGACUGGAUUGAUGGCUGCCUCAUCGGCCCUUCGAAGCUGGAUGCAGAAUUUUGGUGCUCCGAUGUGGUGGAACAAAUCGAAGACUUCAAGGCCCAGAUCCAAGAUGCACACGAGCGCUGCACAAGGUACGAUCUUCUCAACUCAGAGGCAGAGCCCAGUAUUUCUGAUCAAGAUGAUGGUGGAACUAGCAAAGUUACAAUCCAUGCUGAACUGCUCUAUGGGGAGGUGCCCUGCCUUGUGGCCAUUGAUGAACAAAGGAAUGUUCUUGUUGAGCACCUGAUGGACGGAGAAUGGAGUCGCAAGGUGGUGUGCGUCGUGGGGAGUGGAGGCAUUGGCAAGACAACUCUUGCCACGGAGAUAUAUCGGCAGCUGCAAGGGAAGUUCAACUGCAGGGCUUUUGUGCAUCUUGGCCGGAACCCGUCUAUAAAGUCGACUCUAAUCAGUAUACUCAAGCAAGUAAUGCCGGAGUGGCACUACCAAAGGGAUUUAUGGAUCGGCUAUAACUAUGACGACGUGGGAGCAUGGGACGAGAAGAAGGUCGUCGAUAAACUAUGGCAAUUCUUAAAACCAAAGAGUUAUUUUGUAGUGCUCGAUGACAUGUGGAGCAUAUGGACUUGGAAGAUGAUAAGUUGUGCUUUGCCCAAUAAUGACAUGGCUGUUGCUAGGAUAUUGAUUACAACUUGCACCAAGGAUGUAGGCGAAUCAUGCUGCAUACAUCCCACUGAUGUUGUUCAUCAAAUGAAUGGUCUUAGCGAGAAUGAUUCCAAAACAUUAUUUGAUAGCAAAGUACCCGAUUCAGAAAAACAUUCACUGGUUGAAGUUUCUGAUGAUGUGCUGAAAAUGUGUGGUGGCAUGCCAUUGGCCACAACUGUUACAGCUGCAUUAUUAUCUAGGAAACCUACAUUAUUGCCACUUGACCAAUAUCAUUCCACACCUCAAGGGGUGAGAAAGAUACUGGAGAUCGGUUAUGAUGACCUACCACUUCCAGUGAAGUCUUGUUUUCUGUACCUGAGUGCUUUUCCAGAAAAAUAUACCAUCAAGAAGGACCGUUUGAUACGGAGAUGGGGAGCUGAAGGAUUUAUUGCUAAAUGGGACGGAGAAAGCUUGUGGGAAGCAGGGGAGAGACACUUCAAUGAACUUCUCAGUAGGAGACUGAUUCAACCUGCAUUUGAUGAUGAUAAUGAUGAGCCGACUGGUUGUACUGUUCAUCAUGUUGUUGUUGAUUUCAUAGAAUCCUUGUCAGCCAAAGAAAACUUUGUUUCUGAAGGUGCAAAGUUGAAGGGUGGACUCUUUCCUUAUGACAGGGUUCGGCGAGUCUGCCUUGACUGCGGUGAGGAAGAUGAAGGUGAUGCCUUGUUCUGCAGCACUUAUUGUUCUUUGGACCAAAGGAGGCAGGGGGCCUCAAACAGUGAAGAAAGCUCAAUUAGUGCCAAAGACGAAGCAAUUUCUUUGCACCUUAGUUGGGUGAGAUCUCUUGCAUUUUUUGGGGAUGUAAGAAGGAUCCCUGAUCUUUUAGUAUUCAAACUUGUACGGGUGCUAGAUCUCACUGAUGCCAAGGGUUUGGAAAAUGAACAACUGGGGAGCAUUGGACGUUUGUCUCUUCUGAGGUACUUGGGACUUGGCGGGACUGAGGUCACAGAGCUGCCUCAACUAAUUAUGGAACUUGACCACCUGUCUACCUUAGACAUAAGGCAAACUGAGGUGAAAAAACUACCAGAAUUCAAAGACACGAAGUUGGUAUCGUUGCUUACGAAUGGUUUGACAAUACCGGGAGGAAUGGGGGAGAUGGAAAAUUUGGAGGAACUAUCAACGAUCCACCUGGGUCGUGAUGGCUCACUUCCUGACAAUGUUGCAGGGCUUGUCAAGAAGUUGAUGCGGCUACGGAUGCUUGAGGUAAAUUUUAGUUUUAUUGCAGAAACGGAGCGACAGGGCAUCAAGCAUUUCCUCGAGGAGGUGGGAAAAUCAAACCUGCAGUUCCUUUUUCUUCAUGACUACCCCCAUCGUCUGCUUGGCUUACUGGGUGAUUGCUGGACCCGCGUAAGGCCAUGUUACCUGCGAAAAUUUGAGCUUAGAAUGGACUGGCUCUUGUGCCCCCCAAUAGUUCCAGGGGAGAUCUCUUUCCUCAUUGACCUCACUCACUUGCAUAUCGGAGUUGCUGUGGUAGAAGCAGAAGGUGUCCGUGCCCUCGGGGCUUUGCCAAAGUUAGCCCUCCUAAAAUUGCAUUCAUUUAACAGCCCAAGAUUCUCCGUGAGUAGCAAGGAUGGCUUUCAGUGCCUCAAGGUAUUCUGGUACUUCUGCGAGCAUGGUGCUUCGAUGGGGUUGCAGCUUGAAGAAGGAGCCAUGCCGCACCUCCGUAGGCUUCUGCUUGAUUUCCAGGUAUCGGACGAGACACAUUUUGUGUCUGGUAUCCAGUAUCUCUCAUGCCUCGUGCAGGUCCGUGCCACCAUCUACUGUGGGAGUACUUCAACAGCGGCUUCGGCCGCGGAGACGCACAUCAGGGACCAAGUAUCCCAGAACCGCAACAAUCCUGUGUUGGAAUUCAAUAGAAAACGUCAGGGCUAUCUGGUACCGCGUCAAGGGCCACCCUCGACUGCAAGGGCAGCGGUGAUUGCGAUCCACAGCCUGCAGGAGUGGAGCAUCAUGAUUGAGGAGGCUAAUAGCGCCAACAAGCUGGUUGUGAUAAAAUUCACCGCAUCGUGGUGCCGGCCAUCCCGCAUCAUAGCUCCCUUUUUCGCUGAUCUCGCCAAGAACUGCCCAGAUGUCAUCUUCCUCAAGGUUGAUAUUGAUGAAAUGAAGGAUAUUGCCGAGCAAUUCCGAGUUAGGGGUGCGCCAUACUUCCUGUUCAUGAAGGGGGGCGACGUUAAGGACAGGGUUCGUGGCGCAAAUAAGGAAGAGCUGGCCGAGAAGCUUCUGCUGCAGAUGACCAGUAGACCAGACAUGUUAUACUAAAGAUGAAUUCCUUCCUCGCUUGUAUGAUCUUCAGCUCUCGCUCGGGCCACUGUUUAAAGUGCCCAGGAUAAUAAUCUCGCAGAACUGCCUUUCUUUUCAUCUCUGCUGUAUUAAUUAUUGUAUCGACUAUAUCUUUUACGUGCCAAAUGUUUACAUGUUUAAUUUGCAUGCUGUUAUUUUAUUGGCGCAUGA